AUGAUUAGGCAUCGAACAUUGAAGUCAACGGGAGAGAAAUGGAGAAAUUGGAAAUGUAGUUUAAAAGCAAAGUACUAUGAUGAGACAAAGACAACAUCACAGAUAGUAGCUACUGCGCCUUUAACAGUUAACCGUGAGCACUAUGCUGACCUUGUCGCGUAUUGGUUUUCAAAGGAAGGACAGGAACUUAGUACAACCAAUAAGGAAAGCCGGCGAGAGCAAACAAGUGCACAUACAGCAGGAUCUAAAACUUAUGCACAACAUGCAUAUGAUAUGGAGCAAAAAGAUAAGAUUGCACUAGAUCGAGCAAAAUUAUAUAUACCGCUUCACAAAAGGAAGGAUGGGACACCAGUCAAUGAAGCAGCAGCUGCAAAAAUUGAAAAACUAGAAGCUUUGAUGAGCUCACAACCAAGUAGCUCCAAAGGAAAUGUUAGUGGCCGUAUAUCUUGGUCACCAAAUGAUAUUUAUUCUCAAGUGAUGGGUAAAGAGCAUCAUGGUCGUGUUCGAGGUUUAGGAUUUGGGCCUACUCCUUCCAAGCAUGGCUUCAUAUGUAAUACUUUUGACCACUUAAGAAUGGUUUCUGAUGAAGAGAGAAUAAGAGACAAAGACACUAUAAUUGAGUUGAAGAAACAACUAAAAACUCAAGGUGAUCAGUUGCAAACUCAAGGUAUUCAGUUGCAAGCUCAAGAUACUAUAAUAAACUCUUUAAAAGAGCAAGGUGACACUCGCCCAUAUAGGGGCUAUGGGGCCAUAACGGCCAGAGAUUGGUACGACAAGCUCCCUACCGGAGUACGAGCUAUUAUAGAGGAUGCAGGCUUCGGCCUAUUUUGCUCUGGAUUGCCACGAGUCAUAGCGAGAUGUCCACUUCUUGGAGCUCUAGUGGAGAGAUGGUGGGACACCCCAACUCUCUCCACCUUUCCAUCACUGGAGAGAUGA
Camellia sinensis is the source of this 936-nucleotide messenger RNA. The record is from RefSeq and is a predicted model, not a curated record. NCBI's taxonomy places the organism in Eukaryota, Viridiplantae, Streptophyta, Magnoliopsida, Ericales, Theaceae.